AUGGCAAUCAUCCAGGACUACGAGCGCCUGGAUAUCCACUCUUUAUUGUAUACAGCACGAUGCGACUCGUCUCCCGUGGUCAAGCCACAAUAUAAUAUCAAGAUACCAAACCAGCCCUCCUCUCCAAUUCCCACUUCGUCCUCUGCUACUUCCCUGGUUCAGAAGAGCUCCUACGCUGUGCAGACCAGGCAGGCAAGUCUAGUGCCAGCCAAAAUUAGCACCGGCACCCGAUCCCGAAACGCUGCAGGCUCAUACUCGAUCUUGAUCUCCAACCUCACACGAACGUAUGGUCCAUAUGCAUUAUCGUCCGCCCCUCAAAAUCUCCAGACUCCAGCCCUCCUACACUCCCAGUUUGAGGAGGGCGGGGCGGGGGUCACGUGUUCAGCGGAAAUUACCCGGUUACGGAAACGAAGGGCUGGGAAAGCCGGGGGGCUCUGGGAGAGAGAGAGUGGUAGUGCGUCCCCACCGCAUGGUAACGGCGCAACGCAGUCCCCUAGGUCCGGAGUCGGGACGGAGUAA
Molecule: messenger RNA, 519 nt
Organism: Amorphotheca resinae ATCC 22711
Lineage: Eukaryota; Fungi; Ascomycota; Leotiomycetes; Helotiales; Amorphothecaceae
Exons: 1
Coding region: 1-519 (172 amino acids)
Source: RefSeq, a predicted model, not a curated record